This is a messenger RNA of Ruditapes philippinarum (Manila clam), 5439 nucleotides long. RefSeq names its product tyrosinase-like protein 2. The record is from RefSeq and is a predicted model, not a curated record. The transcript has 9 exons. Gene Ontology annotation, molecular function: oxidoreductase activity. The coding region runs from base 394 to 2508 and encodes 704 amino acids. Lineage: Eukaryota; Metazoa; Mollusca; Bivalvia; Venerida; Veneridae.
UUAAUUUGUGGCCUAGUAUAAAAUUAGACAAAGAAGAUCAAUCAUUAUUUAUAAAUGUGAAAAGAUAUCCUUCUUUUCCUGUGACAAAGUAGUUUUAAUUGUGUUGAAAUCGAGGAAGGGAUAUUUUAAAAUAAAGCGAAAUUUCCCUAAACUGUGUGACUAUAGCAGGGAAACAUUCACCGAUAUAUUUUACAGUGCUAAACAUUUGAUAGAAUAUUACACAUGUCUAUCAGUCGAAUCUAGAACAACAUGUCGUAUUCAAGUGAGCUAUAGGAUCAUUGAAAACCAAAGAACAAGACAAAAGCCAAAGGGCGUGUUUGGCAAAAAGGCUAAAGCUAGAAAUUUCAUAUAGUGUCAUUCUCCAUCAUCUUUCUACCUGGAAUAAGAACUGCGAUGCUGCAAGAAAGCAUCAUUUUCUACAUUGUAUAUGUAACACUGGUUGCCGGCCAGGGUUCAGUACUUCCGGCAAGUAAUCAAGUCUGCUUGAUUGUUCCUCAGGACGUAGAACUAUGUUACAGAAAUUUCCAAGGAAAACCAAUCGAGGAUAAAGCUGCUCAAGUUAAUUGUUUACAGAAAUUAUUAUGGAAUUUUACACCAGACACAAACAACACAGAAGCGGAGAUUGCUUAUUUCAGAAGUUUAGCGGGUGAUGUGGGGGCGUAUAAAGCUUCUAGUAUACUUCGUAAUGGGAAUCCGCGACCACCUAGUGGAAGACGUGCUCGGCAAGAAUACCGCACUCUGACACAGCAAGAGCGGGACAGAUUUCAUAGAGCCCUGAACAAGUUGUAUGAGGAUGGAACGUUAAGUGCGUUUGCUCGACUAUAUGCACGUGCAUUUAGUUCUCAUCACAAUGGACCAUCUUAUUUACCUUGGCACAGGGUGUUCCUAGUUAUGUUUGAAGAAGCACUUCGGCGGAUUGACCCAAAAGUAGCUCUUCCAUUCUGGGACAGUACAAUGGACCAUGACAUGGAUAACCCUGUCAAUUCCGUUAUCUGGACGCCGCCAUACUUUGGUAAUGGAAUAGGUAACGUCAAAUCUGGUCCUGCGGCAAACUGGGUAACAGACAGAGGUAAUCUUGAGAGAAAUUAUGGCCAAGCAAGUCGGCUCUUUUCAAAGGAUCAUAUCCGUACGAUACUGUCCAAAUGUGAACUUCAGGACAUUUCGCAACCGACUGCAGACAUUGGCUAUGAUUUUGAGUUGUAUAAUGGGGGAGUGCAUACAUGGGUUGGCGGUGAUAUGGCUUCUCCCGACACAUCUGCAUAUGACCCUAUACACUACAUGCAUCAUGCUUUUACUGAUUACGUGUGGGAACUGUUUCGAAGAAGACAGUACCGCCGAUGCGGUAUAGACGCAACCCAAGACUAUCCUAAUGUACCUGCCGGUAAUAGCCAUGCACCCGAGUCACCUAUGACAGGAUUUGAAUGGUUGACGAAUUCAGACGGAUUGAAGCAUUAUUGGAUUGAUAAUUGGUAUUAUUAUGAGUCCACACCAUCUUGCCCUAACUGUUGUAGAGGUUGUCAAUAUCCUGCCCCAAUUUAUUGUGAGAGGCGCCGGAGGGUGUGUGUCGCGCGUUCUCGUAGAUUGUUUGCAUUUGGGCCGAGAACGCCGGCCACGAGUCCUGCAAAAGCAUUUGCACAAGCUAGUUUAGACAGAGAGGAGAUCGAAGCUCUCUCUGUUCCGUCACCACCUAUUAAUAGAGGUGUUAAAUAUCAACAUCCGCCCCAUGACGGUCGUACAAUUCACACUGCUAUAUCUGAUGCCUUUUCCGCAGCAAAUGAAGAAAGACUGGCUUCUCAACAAACCAAAGUAACGUCAAAUGAAAGAGACGUUUCGAGCAGACGAAGUUCACGACGUAGUAAAAGUAGUCGAUCGAGAAGAAGAGAAAUUCCUGAUGGCUGGGGACCUCCUCCUGAUAGGAAUUCUGACAGUCGGAGAACUUCAGGCGACAGAAGAGCCUUUUCAUCUGACCGAAUUUCUGCAUUUGAACGAGCACAAACCGCAGACAACACUUUACAUCAAAGUGAUAGAAGGGUAGGAUCCACUGCUCGUAGUCUAUCGCCAAAUAGAAGAAUAAAUCCAGACCCACGGGGAUCAUCCCCAGAAAGAAGAACUUUUGAAUCACCAAGGUCUCAAUUAAAGAGGAGAGUAUUCUCUGAUGAACGGCGGCCUGUGCAGGACAGAAGAUUUUUACAAGAUGGCCAAUUAUCUCGGCAUUCCCAGGGGGAUUUACGAUCCACUGAAAGAGGUAUAAUAGCUGCCUUUGCCGAUACUCGGGAUUUAAGACGUGCUGAUACAGUCCCUUCUACAUCGACCGAUCACAGGUCAUCACCAGUAGAAAGUCGGAUAAAGCCUCCUGGUGGGAGACUUUCACCACCACAAAAUCUCAUAACCCCAGAAUUGAGGGCAUUUUCAACACAAGGAGCAUCGAUAAUAGACAUGCGAAAUGUGAAAAUUGCCGAAAAAAGUCCUAGAAACAGAGGGCGGUUAAUUGAUGCCCCACCACGAUAAAAGAGCUUUACAGAACGUUUGUGACAUGGUUCGGUUUAACGUUGAGGAGAAGUUAAAACAGUGUUAUUUAAAUAAAUUAAGGAAUGACAGUGAUAAAAAUACUUUUAUAGUUUUUUUUGACAGAGACGUGCUAUAAUAGAUCACACGUAUUUUUUUAUAAGUUUAUGUAUUAUUCAUCCAGAAGGUCUUAGACCUAUGUAGCAAAACAUAUAAGAAUACAUAUAUGUCGACAAGGUAAAUGUAUCACAAAUACAAGUAUCAAAUUUAUACAUAAUUUGAUCAUUUUAAGUAAAUAAACAAGGGUACAGAAUUAGGGGUACAAAUUUCCCUAAGGAUUUUUAAUUGUGUAUAUGACAAAACGUCUUACUAUUCUCCUCAUUGGCCUCAUUUAGUUCACGUGUUAGAAUAGAUGCUAUCCUGAACUCGGCACGUCUGGCUUUUUCUAAGCUUAUCAACCGGUACAAAUACAUUUUGAGUUAUUUUUAUGUCUUGCUUUUUUCUAAUUGUCAUAAUGAUAAGCAUUAUUUUAUGGAAUAUGUCACUAGAAAGGAGACUAUGGUUUAUAUUUGGAACAUAAUAAAAGGAUCAAUUGCAAAAUCAUUCAUAUAGAGCAGCAUAUUGUUUACUUCGAUCUGGGAUAUACUGUUAUAUUAUGUCCCAGCUUCAAUGUAAUAUAAAGUAAUUAAAACAGAAACUUAUUUCAAUAUAAAACAAUGUCAGAAUACAUUUCAUUAUAAUGAAUGCAAAACGCAUUAUGAACUAAAAGCAAGACAAAAGCAUAGAGAAACAUAGAAAUUUACAUCUAAUCUGUCGUAUAUUUGAUUUAAUUUCACCUCCUUUAGAUUCUUAAUUUUAUUUGAUCUUUUGACCUGGGAAAUUAAUACUGCGUGAAUCAGAAUCAUAUCUGAGACUUAAAAAACCUUCAAAGAUAUAAGUAUUUACCUUUAUACAUACAUGUUUGUAAAUGACAGUACAUAAUUAAUGUUAAUUUAUUUUGAGGAAGUAAUUACCUCAUUUGCCUUGAAUGUAGGCUAUCUUUGUUUUAAUCUAAUAAAUUUGAAUAAUAAAUAAUCAUCUUUUAUUAGAACUAAAAUAUAAAAAUAUAAUUAACAUGUUUAAAAAGUGAAACAAUGUUAAUAUGAACACCUUGUGGUGUGACAUAUUUGUCUAAGUACGAAUAAAAAGUUGACAAUUAAUGGCAUCAUCAUUUUUUGCCCUUCUUCUCUUACAAAUUCUAGUUUUGACUAAGUGGAAUACUUUGUUGGGUAUCUUUAAGGCAGUCGGUAUUAAUAUACACCAUCAAGAUGGACUUUUAUCUGUUUAUCGAAAUAGUUGCAUUUGCUAGCUACUCUGAAAUAUGGAUACUCGUCAUUCGCAAUAUGUCUAGUACUAAAAGUGACAUUAUGUUCAUUUUAUCGCUGUCAAGUUUAGUUAAAUUAGUAAUAUAUUUCAAGAAAUUGACUAUUAUUCUGGUGAUUGACCGAGAAUUGAUAAUACAAAAUGUUAAGGAUGAAAUAUAAAAACACAAUGAUGGCAAAAUGUAAAGUUAUUUUGACCUAUACAUGUAUGUACACUUGAAUGAGAAUAAUGUAACUUUAUUGUAUUUUAUUGUAAAAUUUAAUUUUGUUACUUUUUUGUUACCAUGCUUACUUUUAAAUGAAUUGUCAUUUGAAUCAUACACAUGCACUUGAACUAUAAACCUUUUAUAUCUAUAAUUAACCUUUUGUCUUGUUUUAAUCAAUAAUCAAAACGGUUCAAUUGUCAUAUUCAGUCCAUCUUAAAUAAACUGAAUUUGGCAUAACAUCAUGUCCUUCAGCAAUUUUGAUUUAAGUUUCAUAAUUGAUCUAUUGCUUAAGUUCAAAUUGAAAAGAAGGAUGCACAAGAUCAAAGUUAUUUAGGCUCAGACAUGUCAGAUUUGGUUCCUGAUUAAAAAAUAAAUAAAUCCAUCUCAUCUUUGUUGAGCUUAUAGAGACAAAAGUCAAAGUCUUUGUCGCAGAAAAUUAUUAUAUUGUUACCUAAAAGUAAAUUAAAAAACAAAAAAGCAAAAAACUUUUAUGAUUAAUAUAAACCAAGAUAAUGGUUUUCUAGCAUACUUGUUGGAAUGAGGUUGGUAUCGCUGUUACUAAAACGAAUUUUUAUUUUGGUAGAUAGGCAUAUUCCGUAGAAAUACAGAUUUUAAGUUGUUUGUAAACUACGCGAUUUGGCUAUCAUAUGAAGACCAUCCUCGGUAACUUAGGCUUUGAACAAUAUAUUAAAUGUAGCAUGUACUAAAUGUGUACAGUGGGUUCCGACAAUGCAUUAAGACAAGCAAAAGAGCAAUGUUAAAAUCAUAAUCAAAAAGAGCUGCAACUUAGAAUUGUGCUUUUAUUGAAUUAAUUCUUGAAAUAUGAGAGUUUUUUUUUAAAUGUAUUUAAAAUACUUAGACCAAAUGAGAGCAAAAUAUAGUUUACUAUAUUCACAAUUUAAAAAGUGAAUUUAAUUUCAGGAGUUUUAUCUUUCGAGUUCUGUAAACAAAAAAAAUAUCAUUAAUAUUGAAAUUUGGUCCCAAGGCGUUGACAUCUGUCUUCUUGAACUUUAAAGUAAAUAUUAAACAAAGUACGUCAAAGUACUUCAAUGUCGUUAGAUGUCGUUAGAUGCAUUAACAUGUCAAAAAUAUAGAAAAUUAUAUUACUUUACUAAAAACCUGAAGCAAUCUAAAUAACUGUCUCGUUAAUUAUACAUAAAUUAACAAACAAUAUUAUCUGAAUUAAUUGGAGGCAUGCCUUACUUUAGAUUGACAUUACUGCCGGUGUUGACGCAAACAAUAUUGCCUUACAUUUUACUUUUAAGAGUACAUCAUUUGAAUGAUUUAGCUUGGACGAUAUUAAAUCAUUAAUUUAGUAUCUAAACAUGAAAUGGUUAUAUCUGAUGCCUGUUUUGCUGACACUGAUG